GCAUAAAAACGGACGCACCGAUUCGAUAGAUACUGCGCAUGCGUGAAGACCAAUGUGUUACGAAAAUGAUUUUUACUUGAAGGUUUUCUGAGUUUUUCUACAGAAAUAUUUACUGUUAACGUUUUAAAAUUAAACAGAAACAGCGGAAUAAUGUCAGAAGAAGAGCAAGAGACGAAGAAGGGUUUCCGGCUGCUGUGGAUCCUGGAUGUCCAGAAGACACCGUGUGCCCGAGAGGCCCUGCUGCACGGAGCGGGGGGGUCGGUUGCUGCCGGCCUGCUCCACUUCCUGGCCACCAGUCGGGUCAGGAGGUCUUUUGAUGUUGGUUUUGCAGGCUUCAUGGUCACCACCCUUGGGUCCUGGUUUUACUGCAGGAUUAACAACGCUAAGCUCCGUGUGCAGCAGAGGAUGAUCCAGGAAGGCAUCAAGAACAAGGUCAUGUACGAGGGUAGCGAUCUGGACCCCACGAAGAGACCUGCAGCGGAAAAACCACCGGGGCCCUCGUGACCCCCGGCGCCUGGGCUCCUGCCCAGAGGAGAGGCCCCCCUGUUGGGGCUACAGAGACUUUCCGCUUCAACUGCACUGCUGAUGGACAGGACUGAGAGUCAAGAGUUUUAUGGGUACUGUUUGGUUAGGAUUUAAAGCCCCACAGAUGGAAGCUGGUCCUGAAACACCCCCCCAAAAAAAUCUAUAUUUUGUGAGUUUUGAUCCACCCCUACAUCGACCAAUCAAAUGAACCUCCCUCAAACCCUGUGGUUAAUGAAAUGCUGUGGUUAAUGCCCUCCUUUUCCACUGUCUGAACAUGUAUCCUGCACACUAAAUAGUUCAAUCACAGCUGUUUUGUUAGGACUACAGGACAAAAAAGGCCCAAAUUGAUUUAAAAAAUGAUGUUUUGUUGUGUGUGAACUGUCAGUUACCUGCUGUGACAUCACUGAGAGGGACGUGGCCUAGAUGUAAAGCCUUUAAUUUCACCUUUUUUGUUAUUUAAAUGCAUGGAAAAAUAAAUAAAAUACCGAUGUGAUUA
Eleginops maclovinus (Patagonian blennie) is the source of this 1021-nucleotide messenger RNA. RefSeq names its product cytochrome c oxidase assembly protein COX20, mitochondrial. The record is from RefSeq and is a predicted model, not a curated record. The transcript is spliced from 4 exons. Lineage: Eukaryota; Metazoa; Chordata; Actinopteri; Perciformes; Eleginopidae. Gene Ontology annotation, cellular component: mitochondrion; mitochondrial inner membrane. The coding region runs from base 151 to 504 and encodes 117 amino acids. Gene Ontology annotation, biological process: mitochondrial respiratory chain complex IV assembly.